Molecule: messenger RNA, 924 nt
Organism: Lasiosphaeria miniovina
Lineage: Eukaryota; Fungi; Ascomycota; Sordariomycetes; Sordariales; Lasiosphaeriaceae
Exons: 2
Coding region: 1-924 (307 amino acids)
Source: RefSeq, a predicted model, not a curated record
AUGACAACCAAGCCCCUGCGCAUCGGCUACGUGCCCGAGCACUUCUCUACGCCCAUCUUCUUUGCCAAGAAACACUACGGGCUCGACGCCGAGCUGAUCCCGUUCCCCUCGGGCACCGGCGCCAUGAUCACGGCCCUGCGCGCCCACGACAUUGACGUCGGCAUCGGCCUCACCGAGGGCUGGAUUGCCGGCCUCGGAAAGAGCGACGUCGCCGACGGAGGCUACAAACUCGUCGGCACCUAUGUCGAGACGCCACUGUGCUGGGCAAUCUCGACGGGCGCGGACCGGCCCGAGAUCACCACCGUGGACUCGCUCAAAGGCGGCAAGAUCGGCGUGUCGCGCAUCGGGUCUGGCAGCUACGUCAUGGGCUACGUGCUGGCCGACGAGCGCGGCUGGCUGGUGCCGACGAUGGCCGUCGGCACGGCGCACGAGUCGGCGUCGCCCUUUGAGGACUUUGUCGUGCUCAACACGUUUGAGAAGCUGCGCGCCGCCGUCAACUCGCGCGCCGCCGACUUCUUCAUGUGGGAGCAUUUCACCUCUAAGCGCUACUACGACUCGGGCGAGAUCCGCCGCGUCGGCGAGAUCUACACCCCCUGGAGCAGUUGGAAGAUUGUCGCCUCGACCACCCUCGUCGACGGCGCCGGCAGCCUCGACCAGCGUGUUGAGGAUCUGCUCGACAAGCUCAACCUCGGCAUCGUGCACUUCAACGAGAACAAGGACAAAGCCGUCGAGUACAUCAGCACGCAGCUCGACUACUCCGUCGAGGACGCGCGCGAGUGGCUGAAGACGGUCAGGUUCCCCGACCGCACCCAAGGCGUCGACCCCGAGGUCGUCAAGCACACGGUGGACGUCCUGAGGAAGGCCGGUGUCUUGUUUGAGAAGAAGGGGAUACAGCCCGACGCCAUGAUUGCCAAGAGUCGCUGA